This is a messenger RNA of Bombina bombina (fire-bellied toad), 1846 nucleotides long. RefSeq lists its product as uncharacterized. NCBI's taxonomy places the organism in Eukaryota, Metazoa, Chordata, Amphibia, Anura, Bombinatoridae. The transcript has 4 exons. The coding region runs from base 22 to 1263 and encodes 413 amino acids. The record is from RefSeq and is a predicted model, not a curated record. Gene Ontology annotation, molecular function: DNA binding.
UGAAGAAGGACCUGUUUAUAAAUGGAGCCCAAGAAGAAUAGCAGCCGACGUCAUCUUAUGUUUGGGCAAUGCACUAACACCAUUUCCGAUACAAACACGAUUAAAAGAAUAAAAGAUAUUUUGGAACAAGCGUUGGAUAACCUGAGAGAGGACAGUUUUAAACGAUUCAAGAGGAAACUUAAUUGCUGUCCGGUGCCUCAUGGGUACAACAAUAUUUCAUGGAACCAGCUGCAAAAUAUAACAGUGGACGACAUGGUUGACCUUCUCAUCAGUCACUACACAGCUGAACAUGCACCCAAACUGGUCAUACAGAUAAUGGAAGACAUCAACGAACGGCAGGCCGGUGUGCACCUCCAAAAAUUAUUGAAAGCAGUUUUACCAGAUCCUGCAGUAAAUGUGAUAGAGCAGACACCAUGGAAAAGAAAGCAGAAUGAAAACCCAUCUUCUGUAGCUACUCUUCACAGACAUCUGAAGAAAAGCAGAAAUAAGAAGAGCUAUAAAGAGUUGCUAACCUUUGGCUUAGUGUGUGAUGAGCAAGAAAAUAUGGACCCUGAACUAAUGAAUACCCAAGGGAAAGUGAACCACCUACCCAAGUCUGCCUUGCAAAAUAGACUCAAACCCACAUCAAGAAAAAGGCCUGUGCUGCAGAUUAACAUAAAUAGCGUGUGUGCUGGUGAAAAAAGCAAUGGUAGAUUUUCUGUUUUAACUUCUUCUUCUGACCCUCAAUUGUAUAAGACUCCCACUUCAUUAUAUGUUGAAGAGAUAUCGACAAUACCAACACCUUCCAGAAAUAAAUCAUUUUACAACAAAAAUUCCUCACAUGGUUCCAAAAAUUCACCAUCACGUAACACAAUGUCUACCUCUUCAGCUAACUGCCCAUCUGUCUUUUUCCAAACUGAUAAUGACAUUGUGUAUAUAUCAAGCCCUACCAACACGCAAAUUCCAGACAUCAAGUUAGCUCAUCUGGAAGAGGAAGAUGUAAAACUAAUGUUAGAAAACCAUAAAGGUAAACCUCAGAUAUACGUCAGAUAUCUGUUCAUGCACCAUGUGCCUUUUGAUAUUUAUCAGACAUGGACAAGAAACACUAAUUUUGAUGGCUCUCGUGGCAAAAAUGCCAUUCCAAAAAACUUGAGAGAUGAUAUUCUAGAACGAGUGCAGAAGGAAUUUUCAAUAUCAAAGGAUGAAUGUAAAACAAUCAUCAGGAAGGCAAUAAAUGAACUUCUUACACACCCACGCAAAUAUAAAUUGAAAAUUCUGGUAUAAAAUGGUCCCUUACAGUGAAUCAUAAUUUAAUGCUGUGUGUUUUCUUUUUACACUAGAAGUAAGCUAUUUGCGCUCGUUGGAUACCACAUGUAAUACAAGUUUGAAGUAAAAAAAUGAGUUUAUUUUCAACUUGUAAUACGCGUGCUACUUCCGAUGCGCAAACACUUCCGAUAAACCUCUUAUCGCUCCGCAUGUAGCAGUUAGCGCACCUCUCGUAAUCGGUCACAACUUGUUUUGUGCCUACGUAAAACAAAUGGUUCAAAUGAUAUCUUUGUAUAGAUGCUGUUAUAACUUUGUGUAAUUAUUAUGAAUAUGUUGUCUGUAGCUCUAUCAACUCCUCUUAGCUGUGUUAAUUUUGGACAAUAGGGUGGAAAGUGGGCAGAGAUUGAGGUCACAUAGGUUAACAUGAGAAAAUGUGCAAUAUCUCUGAAACGAAACUGGCGGCAGAAAUGUAUUACAAAUGAACGGUAUAUUUGUAUUCAUAAUUUAAUUAAAUGGGGUGCCAACUUCACACAGCUAUGUUCAUCAGAAUAUUUGUGUAGAUAUUAGCUUUUGUUAAUAAAAUGUUUCAGUUCGUACGUAA